AAUAAUAGAAUAUUCCUCCGUAGAUGCUCCAGCUACUCCUAUAAAAGGAGGGCUCCCCCUCAAUGUUAAGGGGGGCCAAAAAAUUCACUCUCCCUGCUCAUUACACUUUCUCUUUCUAGAAUGUUUUAGUUGUCUUGUCAUAGCCUUUGCGGAGCAGCGUGUGGUGCAUCUUCAAAGUUCAAUAUGGAUAUGGGUAUGACGGUGGUGCGACGACCACCAACUGCCGCCGCCAGUAAGCACCCUAUCAUAUUCUCUCCGAUCGCCGCAGCUGACAAACCCGGCCUUCGCAUACCAUACCGCCACCCGAGAGUAGCGACGCCGAUCAGCAUAUCUCGAGCAUCGGAUCCCAAACGAGAGGCUCCGAAUACCGAAUCGGGUCGCCGACGAAACCCUGCCUUCGUUCCCCAGGAGGAUUUGGAGUAUUUGGUGAAAUUGGGUGCCGGAUCAGUGGUGGCCGCAGCUGCAAUCAAGUACGGAAGCAUAGUGUUUCCGGCGGCCACAAGCCCUAAUUUAGCCGAAUCCACGGCCAUCAUCACUGCUCCGGUCAUUGUUGCCAUCGCGUUGCUCGUCAAGCAGAGUCGAGCCGAUCGCUAAGGAAGAAAGGAAGAACGAAACUAAAUGUGCUGUUGGAACAAUCCUUUGGCUUUAGCAUUUUGAAAACUCAUGUAACACCAAGGUUUAAGUGUAGUGUGUUCCGCGUUAAUCUACACUAUUAACUUUGGCCAUUAUUAAAUGAUUUUAUUGUUGUAAUAAUAAUUAGGGCAAAAAGAAUGGGUUUUUUCUCCCUAUUGAUUAGGGUUUUUUCUCCCUGGCGGCUAGGGUGCUUCUUCAAUCAAGAAAUUGCCAUUUG
Cuscuta campestris is the source of this 850-nucleotide messenger RNA. NCBI's taxonomy places the organism in Eukaryota, Viridiplantae, Streptophyta, Magnoliopsida, Solanales, Convolvulaceae. The record is from the annotation of a GenBank genome assembly.